Molecule: messenger RNA, 1406 nt
Organism: Ricinus communis (castor bean)
Lineage: Eukaryota; Viridiplantae; Streptophyta; Magnoliopsida; Malpighiales; Euphorbiaceae
Product: probable NAD(P)H dehydrogenase (quinone) FQR1-like 1
Exons: 2
Coding region: 299-1099 (266 amino acids)
Molecular function (GO): FMN binding; NAD(P)H dehydrogenase (quinone) activity
Source: RefSeq, a predicted model, not a curated record
AACGGCAACGUUUAAGAAAGAGCAGUAUUUUAGAGACAAAAUGCCAGCAAGAACAGCUAAGAAGAAUAAAGUCAACAGCCUCAAAGCUCAGGUGCCUAAUUUUUGAUUUUCCAUGUCUGUCUGUUCCUCCUACUUCUUGUCAUUUCCAAGUUGUUUGACUGAUAUUGAACUCAACAUCUUUUGUCCAUUCUUGCAGUUGCAACAAUUCUUUAUUAGUUUUACAGUUCGAAAGCUUAUAGAAACCCAGAAUUCUUGUCCAAGAUUCUGACUUUUAGAAAGCCCAUAUAUAAUACUUGAUAUGGGUAAGGGUGGUGGAUGUGUACCUAGCAAGAAAAAGUUUCCAGUGUCUGAUCAAGAUCCUCCACUACCAGAAAGAAGCCCUCCUAUUCUUGCUCAAAACCAAACCCAAAUCACCAAUACAGCAAUCCCUUCUCAAAAUAGCACCAGCCAAACACUUAGUAAGCUUAAAAUUUUUAUCAUAUUUUAUUCAAUGUAUGGCCAUGUGGAGUUAUUGGCAAGAAGAAUGAAAAAAGGUGUGGAUUCUAUUGAUGGAGUUGAAGGAGUUUUGUACAGAGUACCAGAGACAUUGCCAUGGGAGAUUUUGGAGCAAAUGAAGGUGCCCCCUAAAGGAAGUGAAGUCCCGUUUAUAUCAGUUAAUGAGUUGGUCAAUGCUGAUGGAUUCUUGUUUGGAUUCCCAACAAGGUUUGGAUCUAUGGCAGCUCAGAUGAAGGCAUUUUUUGACUCCACUGCUGAAUUGUGGCUGGAGCAGAAGCUAGCAGGAGUUCCUGCUGGGUUCUUUGUUAGUACUGGCACGCAGGGGGGCGGACAAGAGACCACAGUCUGGACAGCAAUUACUCAGUUAGCUCACCAUGGGAUGCUCUAUGUUCCCGUUGGCUAUACCUUUGGAGCUGGAAUGUUUAGAAUGGAUUCCAUUAGGGGAGGGUCUCCUUAUGGUGCCGGAGUCUUUUGUGGAGAUGGCUCAAGACAGCCAACUGAGACAGAGUUGGCUCUUGCUGAGCAUCAGGGAAAAUACAUGGCCACAGUAGUCAAGAGAUUUGCUAAACCUUUAUCGCUUGUACUGGGUAACACCCAUACCUAAUGCUAAUAAAGCCAGCAUUAACUUGUAUAUGUACCAUGUCUCUGUGCUUUUUGUGCAUGUUUUCUCUUUUGUGUCAAUAGAGGCCACGUCUUAGUAUAGCUAACCGAGGAGCUUAUGAUUUUGUAGUUUAAUAUGUUUGUACUUAAAAUUUUUAUCACUUGUUGGCUUCUUGCUCCUUAUUGCUUCCCAAUUUGUAUAUGGUUUGAAACUGUCAUUUGUUGUAUCUGUUUCAUUUUCAUGUAAAUCAUUUGAUGUAAUGCCAUAUUGAUCAAUAAAUAAUGUGCGGUUCUGUUUUUCUUUUCCAAAA